Molecule: messenger RNA, 5209 nt
Organism: Lucilia sericata (common green bottle fly)
Lineage: Eukaryota; Metazoa; Arthropoda; Insecta; Diptera; Calliphoridae
Product: protein three rows
Exons: 6
Coding region: 166-4986 (1606 amino acids)
Source: RefSeq, a predicted model, not a curated record
GCCCUCCAACAAAUGCUUUUUUAAUUUUGUUUUCAAAUUGAAUUUUUUUUGUUAAGCGCGCUUAAAAGCAAAAAAUAAGCAAUAAUAAGCUGGAAUACUGCUAAAAAUAUAAAUAAAUAAUUCUUUAAAUUAUCAAUAAAACCGCAUGUUUGCUGCCUAUCCAAAAUGGAAAAUGAUUUUGAGUCUGAUUUAAAGGGUACUCCGGCUGAAGCCUCCGCGGCCAAACAAAAAAUCGAAAAAUAUUUCAAACGCUAUGGUGAUUCUGGCCACCAGGAAGCGAGAAAACAUCAACUAAUGUUUGCCAGUAAAAUUAUGUGUACAAUUGCUAAAUGUGAGAAUAAACAUAUGGAUUUGUAUUGCAACAUUAUUAUAGAGACGUUUGCGGAUCAUUUGUGUCCGCAGGCUAGUGUGAAGUAUUGGACUUUGUAUGUUAAUUGCAUACGAUAUUUUCAUUAUUUACUGGCGGACAAGAAAGAUUUCGAAAAAGCCUCUCUUAUAUAUCGACACAUCUCAGCCUAUGACAAUAAAUUACAAAGCAGCGAAAAUAGUUUAACCUACAUCCACAUCAAUUGCUAUCAAUUGUUCCUGCAAAAUUCACUACGUUUACAAAACCAAGAUUUAGCUAUGAGCGAAGCAACCAACGUUCUUGAAAAUCUAACAAAAUUAUUUAACGAUGUUUUAGAAACUAAUAAAACGCAUAAUUUCCAAUAUCCCGAUCUAUUAAAGAAAGCCAUAUCAUGGUUGUUUUUACAAAAUAAAAUUGGUGCAUUUUAUCAAUUUAUAAAAUAUUUACCACAAAAUAAAGUUAAGGAAAUGUUUUGUGCCUUAUUCUCGCUAUAUGGGCGUCAAACAUUUGACAAAUCCUUUGAAGAAAACGAAAUUCAAGAACAAGCUAAAUUUAUAAUUGAAACAAUUUACUCUUUACUACAGCUGGAUAUAAUGGAUAAAAUGCAACUACAAUUAGCCGUACAACUUAUGGGCCAAUGUCGUACAGAACCACGCUUACAAUCUUAUAAACCUAUAGCUGAUUCCUUUCUUUUACUUUACGAUUACUUAAAGUUAUUGUGCAGUCAAAAGUCUAUUUUAGAUUUUCAACAAAUCUACAGCAUACGUUGUGAACGUUUUAAGGAACUAUUCGAUAAAUAUUCCAAAAAUGUUAUACAUCAACCUUGGUUUGGUGAUUUCCUCGUCUUGUUAUUCUAUUUACAUUCACAACUACAAAAUAUCACUAUAUUUGCUACAUUUUGGAAGCAAAUGUCUAAACCGUAUUGUUAUACUUCUAUAUUUAAGCUUUUUAUGGAAUUGAUGAAAUUGGCUCCAUGCAUAUCGGCGGAAACAAAAUUAUUUACAACAAAUUGCUGCAGCAGUACCAGGAAACAUGUUAUUCUAUCAUUUGCUCAAAUUGCUUUGGCCGCUUUUGUAUUCUAUUGCCAGAAUGUUAGUGAAGAUGAUAAAAAACAAGAGGAAUUGGCAAAUCGUGAUAGUAAUCUCACAGAUUACUACAAAGAGACAAUACAAAAUAAUCUAAUACUGAUAAUAAAUCAUGCCUUUAAAAUUAUUGACAAAAUGGAUUGUAUUACAGACAAAUCACAAGAAAUAGAAAUAAUAUUGACACGUUUUAAGCAGGCAACACUGAGUUGUAAAUCCUACAAACAAGCUGGUACCUGCGUAUCGAUAUGUGAAUUAUUUUUAAAGAUCAAAACAAAAAUACCAGGGAAAGAAUGGCCGCUGCUGUUAAGGCGGCUCUAUAAAACCGUAUCACAGAAUAUAAACGAGGCUCCACACAUAGGACGUGAUAUACAAAUGUGCUAUAUAGCUUCUUUGUUACAUGAGACGAUAAGCGAAAUAGAUAUUGGUCAAAUACGUACACAAAUAAAUAUAUUUUAUGCUGCCGACUCAAAUGAAUCAUUAGCACAUGAAAAUUGUUUAACGAAUUUGUAUCAAAAUACCACAAGUCUGCUUAGGCCGCAUUUGGAACAGUCACGUAAAAAGUUAUUACAUUGGUUGGAGAGUCAACACGUUUUAAAAUACUAUAAAGCAAAUACUGCUCUCUUACAUUCCAUUCUAAAAUCUUCUCAAACCCAUUAUGAUUUUGUUGUAAUAACAAAAUUGGGUAAACUACAAACCUAUGCCAUGGCAAAAAUCUCUUCAUUAUAUAAAUCUUUUAAAUCAAAAGCGAAAGAGUUGGUUGAGCUUAGCCGAGUGGAGCACUUGACAUUCGGUCAUGUCUGUGUCAUGUUACUAAACGAUAUGAAUUCAAAUCAAAAAUUUCAGGUAGACUCAAAGGAUUUAAAUGAGGAACAAUUGGAAAGUUUGUUAAGGCGCGAAGAAAUGUCAACGUUUACGUUAAACAACGAUUUGAAACGCUUCAAAUUAGCUUGGGAGGCGUUUAAGGCAUUCGAACAUUUUUAUGAAAAGUUUGACAGCGAACCAAUAUCUAUGAAUGAUGCCAUCAUCGAUUGGGAAUCAAUUUUAGAUGAUCUAGCCAGUUUGGCACUUUGUUUACAAUUGUCCGGUUACAUGGAACACUGUUCACAAAUUUGGUUACUACACUAUAAAUGUUCACGCCUAAUACAAGAUGACUUUUCUGCCCUACGUGGUUUAACCUUUUUCUGUGAAUAUUCCGAACAUUAUGGAAAAAAUAAUAGUAACAAACCCUUUGAACUGGAGGAUGAAAUUCAAUAUCAUUUCCCCAGCAUAAUGCAAGGACUUGAAAAUUUAACGAAUCUUCAAAGACAGACAUAUCAAAAUUACAUUUUAUUAGCUGUACUACAAAUAGCUUACUAUUAUGCUCGAACAUCGCGACUAACAUUUGCUCAAAUGUUGAUACAGUAUGUUGAAGAAAAACAUGUUGAGUUGGUCGAACGUCAGGGACGUUAUGAUAUUAUUCUUGCUACCAUGGAUGUCAUUAAAUUUCGUUUGAUGUGGAAACAUUUUGAUGAUACAAAAUCAACUGCAGAAGAAAAGGCUGCACGUACCAGCGCUGAAAAUUUGCUCUUACAUCGCUGUCUCUUGCAUGAGGUGCAAGAGACUUUGGAUCGUCUCUAUGAUUUCUCGUACAUUAGUUCAUGUGAUGGUCUAUUGUAUUCGAUUAUGAUUAUUGGUUUAGUCCAAGAGCUGGCGGAAUGUACAGUCAAUCGUUUAUGUGAUAAUUUUAUAAAUGCACUUUUUAUAGCUACCACUAAGUGUACAUUGCUAAUGGGUCUGGCCUUACGUUUCGUGCAAGUGAUGGGCAUGUGGAUGUGGGUUAAUUUGCAAAUGGAAUAUGUUGAUAAGGCACAGACAAAAUUAAAAAUAAUUGAAUAUGUUAUGGGCAUUAAAAGUCUUAAUGAGAUAAUGGAAAAGAGUACAAAAACCAUAAGUGACAUACAGUCUAGUACAUUAUUACCCACACAAUGUGCAGAGUUAUUUACACAAAUCCAGUAUAAUCCUGGCAUGGAGGCAAUACGCCGUCUGGCACAAGUACAAUUAUCGCCUAUUAAAACGGGCAAAUUACAGUUGAGCCCCUCACAUCGUAAUACCGAUUUGAAACGUUAUUUUAAAUGUAAUGUUGAUGCCAAACUUAUGCCACAAAACGAACAAAUCGAAUGGACAUUAUUCAUGGUGGGAUGCUUAAAUGCUAGACUCUAUUUUCUAGUAGAGGACUAUGAUCAAUUGGAGAUAUUCUACGAAAGAGGCAGCAAGUGGCUGCAAAUGCGCAAUAAUAGUUUCAAUAAGAAAUACUAUAAAAACAUACAACUUAUGGCCAUGCAACAUUAUGCGAAUUUUCUUAGAGCCCGAAAAAAGUACGAUAAAGCCGUGCAAUGUCUGCAGUAUGGAAUGGAAUUGUGUGAAAACAUGAAAUUCUAUAUAGAUGCUGUUUACUAUGUUAAUUUUCAAUUGCAACUCGUGGCCACGCAAAAGCAAAUGGGUGACUGCAGUAAUGUAAAAGUCCCACUGCCCACAUAUAGUAAAAUAAGAAGAGCUUUACAAUUCAAUAUAUCUCCGGAAAAUGUACAACUUAAAGAACAAGCUAAAAAAGAACUAAAAGAGAAACUGUUACAAAAUGUAAUGGCUUCAGGAAAAAAGCCAACAGCAAUAAUGAGACCUUUACCCAGCAUUAUAAUGGGCAGUGGUUGCUCCUCCUCAAAGAAACCCAAAACUCAAACAGGCGCCAGCAGCAGCAGUAGUAGUUCCGGUAGCACUACUAGUUUAGAUAGCAAAACAACAAAACUUAAACCAAAACCUAAAUUUGAAAUUUGUGAAGAUUCCAUUGAAAUUGUGGAAGUCACGGACACUAUAGCCGAUGUAAUUGUUAGCGAAGAAGCAGCUAAAACUAUAAAACGAACUAAAACCCCAGAUGAACCAGAACAGCUACAUAAGACCCCCAAAGUUACAAAAACUACUACGAAAACAACAAAAACUACUACGGCUAGCAAAAGAGAGGCGAAAAUCAAAAAACCAGAACUUGUGCCGCCACAAUAUCAUAUUGAUAUUGAUUCAACCGAUACACCCAAAACUUCGCCACAAAUAUCUUCCUCUUCUGCUUCAUCAUUCGAAUCUUUAGAUACCAAAGAAAAUCUCAAUACAAAUGAUCUAAUAGCACAAAUGCAAAAUCUAGAAAUUAAAAGCACUAAAAGGACAAAAGCUCCUACGGAAAAUGAAACACAAACGAAAACCACUAGAAGUCGUGGGCGUAAACCUAAUCUAGUCAAGGAAGCUGUGGCACCGGUUAUUAUCGUUUUAGAAGAUUCUCCUUGUACAUUAAAACCAGCCCCUAAGGAAGCUACCAAAGAAAAAACUAAAUCUACAACUAGGAAUCGAGCCACCUCCAGAGAUAAAACUUCUAGCAAUGAAGAUACUGUCGAUGUAAUUACAGUCGCUGAAAGUCGUCCCCGUAGACAACGUAGACUUGUUUUAGAUAAAACUGAAAAACCAGAACCAGAACCUGCAGAAUGCACAACUACAGCAAGUGUUACUAGAAGACGACAGAAAAAAAUAGUUUAAUACAUACUUUACAAUUAUUUAUGGAAAUUGUUUUUUUUUUCGAAUAAUUUAUGCAAAACUAUUAUUGCAAGUUAUUUAAGUUUUAUUUUUUUUUCUAACUUUAAUUUUUGUAUUCUUUUCUCUGUAGUUACUUUUUAUUUAAAUAUAUUUUGAUUAAAUACAUUUUCACCAACAUACAAUAAUAUAAAUGGAUUUCUAUUAUCUAGAUUUUAGAAUGCUGCAA